Molecule: messenger RNA, 1575 nt
Organism: Botrytis porri
Lineage: Eukaryota; Fungi; Ascomycota; Leotiomycetes; Helotiales; Sclerotiniaceae
Exons: 5
Coding region: 1-1575 (524 amino acids)
Biological process (GO): regulation of DNA-templated transcription
Molecular function (GO): zinc ion binding; DNA-binding transcription factor activity, RNA polymerase II-specific
Source: RefSeq, a predicted model, not a curated record
AUGUCGAAUCGCGCUAAAGAAAACGUGCCUAUAGACCGAAGACUAGGACGGGUCCGAAGAGUGAAAUGUGAUGAAGGACGACCAUCAUGUCAAAGAUGUGCAUCCACCGGCCGGAAAUGUGACGGCUAUGCUGAGGAGUCCAGUGACUCUCCUACAAGCUCGAAUUCCGAUUUCAACGAUCACGAAGCGAGUACUGUACUUAUACAAUCACCUUCGUCUUCAGCGAUGCUCACAUCUGACCGAGAGCGGGAGGCUUUUCACUUCUUUGUUAAUAUAACGGCUCCGAUGAUGGGCGGUUUUGGUAAGGAAAGCUGUUGGUCAGAAAUGAUUCCUCGAGCUGCACAUCACGAGCCUUCUAUUCGUCAUGCAGUUAUUGCGUUGGGUGCUCUACAUCACAGCAAAGAAAGAAGUUCCUGGUCUACUUCAUCGAAUAACCUGUUCUCUUCUGCCGAAGAACAAUUUCCCCUUUUAGAGUACAAUCGAGCCAUUGAAUGCUUGGUGGAAACUUUUGCGAAGAAGGAACGACAGGCUAUGGAUGUCUGUCUAAUCAAUUGCGUUUUAUUUUCUGCUUUUGAGAUGAUGCAAGGUAAUUAUGGCCAUGGAGCCGCACAUCAGGAAAGUGGAAGUAAGAUACUUUGCGAGAUCACAUAUGAUGAAAGUUCUCAGAAAUACUAUCACGAUUCGCUCACGACUUCCAACUACCCAUACUUGCCGAUGCCACUUCUUGAAGAAUUAUAUCUGCGCUCGGAUUUUGUUUAUACUCAAAUGAUCAAUACUUACGACCAAUCCCUCUACAACAAGUUCAAAGGCUCUCAAUUCACAGCCCACCCUCCAGUAAUAUUUACUUCUCUUUCCCAGGCUCGCAACACGCUCCAUUUCUUCUGGUCUCGUUUCCGGACCGAUCUAGAUAAUCUCAACUCCGAACCGGACUCCCCGGGACUGAACCAGCGUUUCCACAAUUGGCAAAUGGAAACCAUUCAAUUCGCCCACAAAUGGAUAUUCGCCUUCCAAGCCUUCAUUCUCAAAUAUAGUGAUACCUUUUCCGAAGCUGAUAGAAUAGGCGUUGCAAUUUUACAAAUACAAAGCCAUUCCGGAUACAUGAAUGCGCAUGUACCGCGCGACGUCAGAGAUAACCAAAUGUUAUGGGAUCCCUUUCUGUCCGUUUUUGAGAAAAUCACCGUGUUAUCAGAAGAGGUUAUUUCCAAUCCUGCAUUUACCACGACUGUAUUCCAAAUAGAUAUGGGUGUCAUCGGACCUCUCUAUCAAGUCGUAAGCGCAUGUCGCCACCCGGUCGUAAGGAGGAGAGCUGUUGCCUUAAUGGAACGCGUACCCAGUCUUCAAGAAGGAAUUUGGAAUGCUGGUAUGACGGCAAGAGUUGCUAGGAAGGUAAUGGAACUCGAAGAGUAUGGGAUAGAAAAUGUGAGGGAAGCAGCCGAUAUUCCGGAUUCGGCCAGAAUUAGUGAUGUAGAUCCUAAAUUCGAGGAGGGAAGACGAGUGACACUGACAUAUAAUAGAAGUGACAGAGCAAGGGGGCCUUUAGUCAGGAACAAAUUCACGGAGACUUUUGAAUGGUAG